AUUCAUUCGAUAUACAAAAUAUGAAAAAGUAUACUGAAAAGGAGUUUGAAGAGAAAGUAGAGACUGCAGUAGAUAAAUAUUUAAGCAAGAAAGCACAACAAUAAUAAUAAAAAGGGUACUUUCAUCAUCAUAAUGAAUGUAUCAUUGAUAAAUUGGUUGAGAAAGAGAAAUUGAUGACAAGCAUAGCUAACAUCUUUACAGAAGUGGCCAAGAUCACUUGUAAUGAAUUGGUUGAACCCAUUAAAUAAUAGAUUGAUCAAUUAGAAUCGGAUUUGGCUAAGAUCAAAGAACUAGUCAUCAAAAGUUUUAAUCAAUUUACUCCAGUAAUGAGGAGUGUGGGAGUAUCAGAAAAAGUUAUUGAAAAUAGUAAGUAGAUAGAAACAGAAGAAAUUGAUAGAGUGAGAAAAAAAUUACAGAAUCAUGACAAUAUGAUCAGUUUAUUGAUGGAUACAUAGUAAGAUUAUACUCAUAUCAUUAGAGCUCAAUUGAAAUAGACAUUGUAGAUAUUUAAUACUUCGGAUGACAUUUAAGCGAAAUUACUAUCGCAAUUUGAUGACAAAAUAUAUUAACUCAAAUAGGAAUUAAAUGAUACAAGAGUCAAUGAUACUGUCAGACAGGUCAAAGAGAAAUGUAAUGCUUGUUGGGUGGUUCUUGGUGAUGUUAAUGAAAGAGUAGAAAAGAUGCAGAAGUACUUGGAUGAACAAACGGAAAAGAAGAAAUCAGGAGGUUUAUUAUAAAAGGCUGCUUCAUAUAUCAAAGCCUCUUGAAUUAUAUUGUGUAUUUUAAUUUAGUUAAAGUUUUUAAUAAUUCUAGAAUGU
Messenger RNA from Paramecium tetraurelia, 818 nucleotides. RefSeq lists its product as uncharacterized. The record is from RefSeq and is a predicted model, not a curated record. NCBI's taxonomy places the organism in Eukaryota, Ciliophora, Oligohymenophorea, Peniculida, Parameciidae. The transcript has 5 exons.